This is a messenger RNA of Danaus plexippus (monarch butterfly), 668 nucleotides long. RefSeq names its product ATP synthase subunit d, mitochondrial-like. Gene Ontology annotation, molecular function: proton transmembrane transporter activity. The transcript is spliced from 3 exons. Gene Ontology annotation, biological process: proton motive force-driven ATP synthesis. Bases 55 to 585 code for a protein of 176 amino acids. The record is from RefSeq and is a predicted model, not a curated record. Lineage: Eukaryota; Metazoa; Arthropoda; Insecta; Lepidoptera; Nymphalidae.
ACAAUGACAGCGACUGAUCUGUUUGUAUUUUAGUGUACGCAAAAAUUACCAACAAUGGCUAAAAGAUUUACAAAGCCUACAAUCAAUUGGGUUGAAUUCGAGAAAAGAGUGCCACCUGAACAGAAAGCUAAGUUUUUGGCUUUUAAGGCAAAAGCGGAUGUUUAUUUGAGACGGGUGCAAGCUAAUCCACCUGAACCACCAAAGAUCGAUUGGGACAUGUAUCAAAAAAUUGUACCAGUGUCAGGGCUCGUGGAUAAUUUCAAAACUGCGUACCAACAACUAAAAAUACCAUACCCAGCCGACUGUCUUUCGACUAAAGUUGACGAACAAUGGAAAACAUUGGAACCAGAGAUAAAGAAAUAUUGCGAUGAAAUGCAAAAAGAUAUUGAAGUAGCGAAAAAGGAAUUGAAUAGAUUGAACGCUCUGCCAAAGGUGGAGGACAUUACGUUAGAGAUGUAUUACGAUUUGUAUCCGAAGGAUGCUUUGGAUCCUAUUAAUCGUCCAACAAUGUGGCCUCACACUCCCGAGGAGCAGUUAGAUUACAAGCCACCCGAAAAGAAAGUAGAAGACCAAAAGAAAAAGUAAUUUAUGUCGAUCGAUAGAUUCAGUAAUAAGGUCAAUAUUAUGGGCAAAUAAAAGCACAGAUUUGCAAUAAAUAAUUAAAGGUA